AUGAAUCCAGAUCAAGAAGCGAAAUUUCCUCUGCAUGAGGCAGCUAGAGAAGGCAAAACUCCGACUGCCGAGUCGCUGUUGAACGCAAACCCGAAACUAGCUACGGUCAAAGAUGAGGACGAGCGUCUUCCUAUUCACUGGGCCGUUGCGUUCAAUCACCUUGACAUAGUAGAGCUCUUAGUAGCUCAGAAGAACUUCGAUCCGGACGUGGAGGAUGGAUCAGGAUGGACUCCGCUCAUGAUCGCAGCGAGCCUGAAGAAUGCAGAAGGCGACCCCAUCAUCGACCUGCUACUACGGAAGGGCGCAGACGUCAGCGUCAAGAGCGUCUCCGGCCAGAACGCCCUCCAUUUCGCAACAUCCAAAGGUAACCUCUCCACCGUGCGCACGCUAUUAGCCAACAAAUGCAGCGCCCGAGUCAAGGACAGAAGAGGGCAAUUACCACUUCACCGCGCUGCAGCAAUUGGAUCCAUCCCUAUUAUCAAACUUCUCUUGGAGGAAGGGAAGAGCCCGGUCAAUGCUACCGAUAUCGAUGGCUUAACGGCUCUGCAUCAUGCCAUCUCCGAAGGUCAUGGGGAGGCGGCGAUCGCAUUGCUCAAGGCUGGUGCGGAGGCCGACAAGAAGGAUUCGGAAGGUCAUCUGGCUAUUGAGAUGGCGCCUGAUGCAAAAGUUAAGAAAUAUAUCUUGCAGACUGCUGAGAGAGAGGGUAUUGAACUUUGA
Molecule: messenger RNA, 717 nt
Organism: Aspergillus udagawae
Lineage: Eukaryota; Fungi; Ascomycota; Eurotiomycetes; Eurotiales; Aspergillaceae
Product: ankyrin repeat domain-containing protein
Exons: 6
Coding region: 1-717 (238 amino acids)
Cellular component (GO): cytoplasm; nucleus
Molecular function (GO): protein binding
Source: RefSeq, a predicted model, not a curated record